AUGAGAUACGCUCAUGGAGACUUGAAUGCGUAUCACCCCACAAGAAACCCCAACGGGGUUGUGAGCUUUUCCAAUGCCGAGAACUGGUUAAUACAAGAUGACCUGACCAACUUCAUCAACGAGCAUAGCCAGUUCGACAAAAAUCUGUGUGCAUAUGGGGAAGGUUACACCGGUACAGUGCGUCUUCGGACCGCAAUGGCGAAACACAUGAACACCUAUUUCAAGCCGGUGAGAGAGAUCGAUCCUGAGGAGAUCACGUUUGCCGCCGGUGUGACCGAACUAAACGAAGUUUGCGCUAUGAUUACCUGCAAUCCUGAUGACAAGGAACGUAUCUUACUCGGGAAGCCUAUUUACGGCGCUUUCUCGAGAGACCUCACAAUCAGAACUGGUGUGAAUCCGGAGUACAUAGAAGUAGGGGAUACGGACCAAUUCUCACCGGACUGUGUCGCUCUUUACGAGGCCGGGUAUAUGGCCGCAGAAGCCCGAGGUGUCAAGAUCACGGCUCUUAUAAUAUGUAACCCACAUAAUCCUCUGGGACAGUGCUAUCCCCGUGAAACUCUCGCUGGACUCAUGCGUUUCUGUGCGUCCAAGGGGAUCCAUCUCAUUAGCGACGAGAUAUAUGCCCUCUCUGUUUACAAUCGAGACGAUCGCCCUUCUGAAAAAUUCACUUCGGUACGGGCCAUCGACUACACCGGUAUUAUCGAUCCCAGGCUAGUUCACGUGCUUUAUGGCAUGUCAAAGGAUUUUGGCUCGGGCGGAAUGCGUUUGGGCUGUGUUAUAUCUCAGAACGAUGAAUUUACCAAAGCAACGCGUGCUGUAUGUCGUUUCUCCUCUCCUUCCCAGUACUCCAUGGAUCUAGCGUCCAAGAUUCUUGAGGACCAGGAAUAUGUUGCGAAGUUCCUCGAAAAAUCGGCUCGCUUGUUGUCCCAGGCUCGUCUGGUAACUGAAGAUCUCCUUAACAAGGCAGGCAUCGACUUUCACAAAAAGGGGUAUGUGUGUCUGCCGGAUCUAGACGAAGAAAGUUAUCUAACGUCCACCUAG
Annulohypoxylon truncatum is the source of this 1041-nucleotide messenger RNA. Its product is annotated as pyridoxal phosphate-dependent transferase. Gene Ontology annotation, molecular function: pyridoxal phosphate binding; transaminase activity. Bases 1 to 1041 code for a protein of 346 amino acids. The record is from RefSeq and is a predicted model, not a curated record. Gene Ontology annotation, biological process: biosynthetic process; amino acid metabolic process. The transcript has 6 exons. Lineage: Eukaryota; Fungi; Ascomycota; Sordariomycetes; Xylariales; Hypoxylaceae.